AUGGCUGUAAUGGCAUCUGAACCAGCCAAUGUGAAUGAGUUCCAGGAACUGGCAAGGCAAGCCCUUCCAAAGAUUUCUGAUUUCAGCUUUUGUCUGUACCAGGAGAGGUCGCGACAGCCCGAGCAGCAGCUUCACAUCAUGGAUAAGGGCUCACGCCUUGAAGCCAUUGCAACGGGGAUGCUCGAUGCUUCUCUGUCUUGGAAGGUGGUUCGUGCUGUUGGAGGAAAAAAUCAUGUUCUCUUUGAUGGAGGAGUGAGGCGGGGUACUGAUAUUUCCAAGGUUGGAAGGCCAGUGAUCUAUGGAUUGGCAGCAAAGGGAGAAUAUGGGGUGCGACGAGUGAUUGAAAUGCUGAAGGAUGAGUUGGAGCUCACCAUAGCCCUGUCUGGCUGCCCUACCGUGAACGAUAUCAUCAAAAGUCUUGUGAGGACAGAACUUGACGGACUCAAUUGUUGGCUUUAGUUUUCAAAUCACGUAUUUGAGUCGGUUUCAUUAUGGAUGAUUAAGAUUAACCAUCAUGCAUUAUAUUAUUUGCUAGAAUUCUCUCCAUUUUUUCUAUUUUGAUAUUAUUUACCGUUUACAUGUGUUCAUACUUAUGUAGUUCUGUGAUGAUUGUGUUCUUACAUUGAGAAUGUAAAGAAGUUUUGACAAAUACCUAGUUAUUUUCUUCUAA
Molecule: messenger RNA, 670 nt
Organism: Camellia sinensis
Lineage: Eukaryota; Viridiplantae; Streptophyta; Magnoliopsida; Ericales; Theaceae
Source: RefSeq, a predicted model, not a curated record